This is a messenger RNA of Colletotrichum destructivum, 495 nucleotides long. Its product is annotated as Putative aminoglycoside phosphotransferase, protein kinase-like domain superfamily. Bases 19 to 495 code for a protein of 158 amino acids. The record is from RefSeq and is a predicted model, not a curated record. The transcript has a single exon. Lineage: Eukaryota; Fungi; Ascomycota; Sordariomycetes; Glomerellales; Glomerellaceae.
GACACCGCAUGGCCCGACAUGGAUGACAAGGCACGCUCGGAGACGAUUCGCCAGCUCCGAUCGUAUCUAGACGAGCUCUAUCAACUCCGCCCUUCCGAACCUGGGUUGAUCGGGUCCGUAUCCGGGGGCCCGUCCUACGACCAUCGACUGAGCAACAUGCGCACCUGUGGGCCGUUUGCUUCCGUCGCCGAGUUUCACGAUUUUCUCGUCGCCCCCGUCCGGAACUGCCCACGCCCCGGAUGGGUCGCCAAGUAUCGGAGCCAGCUUCCUGAUACAUACAAUGUACGCUUCUCUCAUGCCGAUUUGUCUUGGGAAAACAUCUUGUUCAACGAUGCGACAGGCAGGAUUAUUAGCAUUGUGGACUGGGAGAUGGCAGGGUAUUGGCCGGGAUGGUGGGAGUACAGGAGAGCCUCGUUCGGCUCUCGGAGCGAGAUAUGGUGGAUUGAAAUCCUGAAGGAAAUAAAUGACGGAGUUUAUGAGAGAAACGGAUGUUGA